Daldinia caldariorum is the source of this 1965-nucleotide messenger RNA. RefSeq lists its product as uncharacterized. The transcript is spliced from 2 exons. NCBI's taxonomy places the organism in Eukaryota, Fungi, Ascomycota, Sordariomycetes, Xylariales, Hypoxylaceae. The coding region runs from base 103 to 1536 and encodes 477 amino acids. The record is from RefSeq and is a predicted model, not a curated record.
UUUUUUUUUUCUUUUCCUUUUUCACCAUCACCCCCCAACCGCAUUCUCCGGCUUUCUUAAUCCCAUAAUCUUUCUUCGCUUCUUUUUAUUUUAUACCAGGAUAUGAAUUGCCAAAACCUUGUACAGACCUUAGUAGAGUCGUUUAAUGCAUUGGCCGAUGAAGUCCAAAACCUGAGCGACAGGCAAACUGUCCUGGAACACAAGCUUCGAUAUGCUCACGAGCAGUUCCAGUACCUAGCCGAUAAAUAUGCUCCCACGGCGCCUGAGAUUUCAGAGACGCUAUUAAACCUUCAAAUCCCCCCGGAACUGCAUAAUCCAUCCCUUGCAAACACCAGCUUUGUCCCCUUGCCUAGAAGGAAAACCUCGGAUUCAAAGCAUCAGAUUGCCGUAAUCAUCAGGGAAGGUAGACGAGUUGCCUCUUCCUUGACAGCUACUAGCAAGAGCAGUCGAUCUAGUAGAGACAGCCUUCCUCCCACCACAAUGACGACCCUCUCCACCAUCCUCGAGCAAGACUUCACUGUUCCGGGAAAGAAGAGCAAUUUGGAUUGUCCCUUCUCCCAGCGCUCCGGAGAGGAGAAGCAGAACGGUGAACCCAGCAAUCCGCCUGGCAAACCGAUGCAUGAUAUAGAAGAUCCCAUCUGCGCCACCAUGUCUGAUCAUCCAAGCUCGCAGCCUGCCGCCUCCAAGUGCCCAAUCCGUUACAUGGACCAGCACUCACCAGAAGAGAUUGCUCAUUACUUGGAGACUCACAAGCACGAGUUACCGAGGAGCCACGAAGUUUGUGUGCGCAGGUACCAGAAGAACGAGGAACACAUCAGGAAGCUAGAUGCCAAGUAUGGCAAUCUUGCUAGCAUGGUUGAGGGUCUUAGUCGGAUUCACCAGCCCAUGUUACCUGAGCGGGACACGCGACCUCAGAGCGAAGUUGAAAGAACCUCGGAUGAUCGUGUUGUGAACUGGGCUCAAACAGUCAGCGCAUCGGCUGCCGAUGAUCCGGAGCACACUCCUCUGCAACAUCACGAGGACGAUCUGGAUGAUCUAGACAGACAAAGUCGUUUCGAUCGACCACUUAAAGAGGUCCGAGUUGGUGAAUCUCCGAGCCGCCCCUGGGGGAUCUCAGUACCCAUCUUCGAUAGUCCACCGGGCGCUGAAGGGUUGGGCCGACCUGAGUCCCCCCCACCGGCGCCGGUUCAGAUUCCUUCAUCACUGCCCCCUCAAGUGACGCCGGCAAAGACGGGGAAGUGCCCUUUCGACCAUACGAAGUUGACGGAUAUGAUGAACGGCUCUCCUCCGAAACGCGAAGAUAAGAACUCCGUUAGGUUUGGAGAUAUCCGGUCGAGCAGCCAGACUUCUAUCCCAGCCCGCGGACCGCCAUUUACGGCCAGCGACCAACGUCAGCCUACAUUUAUCAACCUGGCUGAGCUGGACAGCCGCAAGCCGAACGAUAAGCCGCAGAUGCUGUUCACGGGUCCGGUCUUUAUCGGAUAUCCCAUCGAGGAUGCAAUUCGACUUAUGCAGAGCCUUCAAGGGCAGCAGUAGAUUUUUUUCUUUUUUGUAAGCGGCUGGAGCUUAUUUUUAAUGACAGGGGUCACUUUCGAAGCACUAGUUGGAGUUGAUCGUUAUUUGAUUUUUCUUUUCUAUUCACGGGGUUUUACGAUUAAGCUGGCUUAAGCAACGACGACUUUAUAACAACAUAGCAUGAAAGAAUGGGGUAUCGCUUCAGAAUAGCCGGAAGGGGUAUUAUUGGCAUGAUAACGUAAUGUAUGAGGUGUUGGUUUCUUUUCUUCUCCUUUCCAACUUUUAGUUUUUAUGAUAGCAUGCGUUAGGCGUUAGGAAACGUGGAAACCAGGUUCGGACGAUACCCUUGAAGAGCAGAAAAAUUGAGAAACUGGCUUGAUUUUAACUUUAGGUACCUAGCUUAGGUAGUUAACUAUAGCAGCAGCACAACGAUGAUAAUUCUUUCUUAAU